Molecule: messenger RNA, 3770 nt
Organism: Macrosteles quadrilineatus (aster leafhopper)
Lineage: Eukaryota; Metazoa; Arthropoda; Insecta; Hemiptera; Cicadellidae
Product: retinal rod rhodopsin-sensitive cGMP 3',5'-cyclic phosphodiesterase subunit delta-like
Exons: 5
Coding region: 263-706 (147 amino acids)
Biological process (GO): sensory perception of light stimulus
Cellular component (GO): cytoplasm
Source: RefSeq, a predicted model, not a curated record
UUCUGUUACUGUAAGUUGUUGUCAAUACUGAAAUGGUUUAGUAUAAACAACCAAUGGUUAAUAGUGUCUGUGCAUCGAAGUUAGAACACUAAAGUAAUUUUGUAUACGGUUUCCUACAACAAGUUCAGUAUAUUAACUAAUUAUUUUAUUUGUGUGUCCACGCCAUUAGACAUUUAAAAAAUGAUAAAUGGCAUCUGGGUCCUGUAAAGAUCUCGCUUGGAAUCGUAGAUUGUAGCUAUUGUUGAUUUGUUCUUGAAAGACAAUGGGGCCUAAAACUACUGACAUAUUGAGUGGAUUUCAAGUUAACUGGAUGAACUUGAGAGAUGCUGACACUGGUAAAAUUUUAUGGCAAGGAAAUGAAGAUUUAUCUUCACCCGAUGUCGAGCACAUGGCCAGAGUCCCAAAGAAAAUUCUGAAGUGUCGAGCAGUAUCAAGAGAAAUCAACUUUUCUUCGGUUGAAGCAUUAGAAAAAUUUCGACUAGAGCAGAAGAUAUUAUUUAAGGGGAGAGUGAUGGAAGAGUGGUAUUUCGAGUUUGGGUUUGUGAUACCAAACUCAACCAACACAUGGCAAUCUCUGAUAGAGGCCGCACCUGAGUCACAGAUGAUGCCGGCAAAUGUACUCAAUGGCAAUGUGAUCAUAGAAACCAAAUUCUUCGAUGACCAGACCCUCAUUUCAACCUCCAGAGUCAGAUUGUUUUAUGUUUAGUGUACUUUGUUUGUAAGUUAUCGUCUUAGUGUAUGCAAAUUGAUCACCACAAGUGGCCUCGGAAGAUGUUGGCUUUCGUUUCUAAUGAUUUGAAGGAUUUCAAAACUAAAUAAGACGAAGCUACUUUUUUCAAAACUACAUGACACAACUAUUGAUCAUUUACAAUUUAAAGGCUGGUUUCAUGCUUGGGCAUAAUUACUGCCGCUUGCAUCAGUCACUGAAUUUGGGUUUAGGAAAACCAAGACAUCAAGUGAUCUCUUACAUCUUCAUUGAGGAUAGGUUUGAGAAGAAAUUAAAAACUAGAUGCAGAAUUAUCUGCUACAAAAACCAGGUAGUUGCCAAACAUAAGGCUCAGCAGCUUAGUACUGGCUUGUGAUAGUUUUAACAUAAUACUGGAAACAGGUGAUCUGCUCGGUAUUUUCAAAUAUCAAAACUAAUUGCUGUUAUGAAACCAGAAAAAGAUCUCAUCUGAUCCAUGGCCAUAUUUCGAUAACUAUUCCACGGUCCGCUUCUGUCUAGUGGGGAGGUUAUAAGCAAUUAAAUUCUCCCUAUCCUUAAUGCCAGCAACCCAGUCAAGCAAGCUAGACAUUGAUUUUGACGCAAACACAACUGCUUCCCUGUUUAAGUAACAGUAGAUUCAACAUGUUCUUAUAGGUUUGCUGCUACAGAAAAGGAAAUAAGGGUUUUUUAGUAAAAUGCUACAGCUUAAUUCUCCAUAAGAGUAACACAGGACUUAAAUGUAGAUACUUUUGAAACUUUCUCUGUAACCAUUACAACAACACUUCAAAAUGCCUAAUUUUUUGUGUUGAGAAAAUUUUUAUAAGAUCAUGAAAAAAUGGGUGAAGGAAAAGCAUUUAAUUCAGAAGAGGUAUUUUUAGACUGUUCACGUUAUACUGUGACGUCCAUGAUGUGUUUGAGUAAGAAAGUCCUGUGUUUUCAAUUAUUAAAAUAUGAAUUUUAACUUAAAUGUAGUCUAGGCCUAAGAAAUGUUUUAUUUUAUCUGUUGUAAUUAUUGUGUUAAUGUGAAUUUUAUUUAAAUGCCACAUUGUUUAUGUACUUCCCUGUUGUAAUCUUAACUUGUAUGUUUUGAUAUUAAUGAUUUUUUAUCUAUAUAAAUAACUAUGAUCAAUGAGUUACUAAUUAUUGUUUUUUGUUAAGAUAUGUGACAAUUUUAUAUGCAAUGUAAUUAUCAUUUGACAAUAAUACAAAUCUGGAUCCUCAGCAUGAAUUCCUCAGCAUACUGGUCAUCAAAAUGAAAAAGUAAAACGGUCCCAGGCCUAGGUCUUACCGUGCCACCUACGGUAAUAGCUACCUCCCUAUAGGGAAGUUCGCUAACAAUAAAAUAAUUUGGCUGAAUUUAAGAAAGUAUGAAGUCUAUUAUUUGUAAUGCACAAUCAUAUAGUUAAGUAGCUUAAUAGGUUAUUUUACUUACUAAAAAAUUCUUUAUAAUAUGCAUUUUAAUUAUACUGAUUUCAUUGUACUGUUGCUUAAAAAAAACUCUGUAUUUUUGGUUUUCCAAAAUUGUAACUGUAUAAGAAAAUAUAUUUUUCCUACAGUUACCUAACAAUGUACAUGUUCUCUCACUGAUUUGAGAAAGCAAAGUGGCCAAUUCGCUCAUCAGUGAGACAAUGUUAACAUUGUCUCACUCAAAUUACUUUGUCUCACUCCAGAUUUGCAACGUGAAGAUACGAAAUAGUGAGCGCGUAACAUGCAGGCAACGUCGUAUGCGCGCGAAAUACGUUGGCAGCACUGGCUGUAAAUCAGCUGGUCAGCUGUUGUACUGUUGUAUUUGUCACUUCACGUUAAAUGUUAUAUUAAAAGUUCACUUCUGUGUAAACAUAGGUUAUGUUUCUUCACCAAUUUAUUUGUUUUAUGGUAACUGUAGGAAAAGUAUAAUGUGCAACUCGAGUUCAAAGUACAAUUGCCUCACUCGCCUACGGCUCGUGAGUAAGGAUUUCUCUCGAGUGAGUCAAUUGCUCACUUUUCUCACUAGUUGCACAAAUAACUAUUUCCUACAGUUACCUAACAAUGUACAUGUUCUCUUACUGAUUUGAGAAAGCAAAGUGGCCAAUUCGCUCAUCAAUGUUAACAGACAAUGUUAACAUUGUCUCACUGAUGUUAACAUUGUCUCACUCUAAUUACUUUGUCUCUCUCCAGAUUUGCAACAUGAAGGCACAAAAUAGUGAGCGCGUAACAUGCAGACAAGGUCGUAUGCGCGCAAAAUACGUUGGCAGCACUGGCUGUAAAUCAGCUGGUCAGCUGUUGUACUGUUGUAUUUGUCACUUCACAUUAAAUGUCAUAUCUGUGUAAAAAUAUGUCACGUUUCUUUACCAAUUUAUUUGUUUUAUGGUAACUGUAGAAAAAAUAUAUAUGUGCAACUCGAGUGCAAAGUGCAAUUGCCUCACUCUAGAAACCAUUCCUCACUCGCCUACAGCUCGUGAGUAAGUAUUUCUCUCAAGUGAGUCAAUUGCUCCCUUUGCUCACUAGUUGCACAAAUAACUAGUUACUCUCUUUGAAUGUCAGCUGUUGAAAUGAACUCAGCAAUUUAAAUCUGAGCAGUACAGUCAAUUUUUGGUUCUGUCUUUCACAGCUUGUUACGUUCAAAUAUCUGUUACGUUCUGAACAGCUCUUGCUUGUCAAAAAAUAAAGGCAAUGCUUUAAUAUGCAAUGUGUCAUUUACACAAACCUUUACACCCAUUUAUAAAUAUGCCGCUGUUGUAAACUAUGUUAAUAUUUGUACUUAUGUGUUAGUUAUUAAUUUUAAAAAUAUAUCUUUAUGUUGUAAAUCACAAUAUCUAGGGGACAGUUAUUUAUUACUUUCACUUUGUAUAUUUAUUUAAAUAACUUCUUGAUCAGCAUCGUACGUGUUGUUAAAUUUGCGAAUGUAGAUUCGCCUAUUGGGUCUGAUGAUGAUUGGAGUGUCCAAUCGAAAUCGAUCACCACUUACCAUCUUUUUUAUAUUUACCGUCUUGUGAGUAACAGUAUAAGCGUAAAUAUAUGUUUUAAGUGUUAUAAGACGUAUCUUUAUUUACUUUCCGUAUAUUUAUUUCUCUAAGAUUUAUGU